AUGACAGCCGGACUUAUCGCCACAGAUGUGGCUUCGCAGGUGGCCACUGCGACGCCUCUUCUUCUCAAGGUCCAUUCUUGGCACCGCUUCGAUGCUGUGGCCGCCUCACCGAAGCGCUGUCCCAACUUGUUGCAGAGCACAUGGCGCAAGCAGAUGAAGGAAAGCGUGCGUGCACUUCCGGAAGACAUGGAAAAUUGGAUGAUGAAGCAUGGACAAGCGCGAGCACUCCUCGACAUCAAUCCGCCCGAAAUGCCCGACUUCCAGCAAGCACCUCCCAGUCAAUGUCAUUUCCAUGCUGCGUCGGUUCCGGCGGCAGUCUCACAGCAUGGUCCUGAUGAGCCAUCUAUUCUUCGGCAUUGGAGCCCGGAAUGGCUUCCACGACUGUUGUUGGACACAAGCCCGGACGAUGGCAAGUCGGAGCUACUCCACUGCAAACUCUUCGCCUUGGUUGCUGGGGAUCUCUACCGCAGUCAUGGGGGCCAACUCUUCGAAUACAACAAUGGCGCAUGGGCGCCGGCCUCUCGUGGCCUGACAUCUGUGAACCUUGAAUUCGUCCUCCAGGCCCUUCGUAGAGCUCAGGCGUAUUAUUCCAUAAUGGCCCAGAUGAAGCCGAAGAGAUGUUAUGAUGACAUUGUCUUCGAGAUCAAAGCCAUCCAGCAAGUGGGUAUGGAGGAGGUUCUCUUGCAAUGGCAACUUCAGGAUAUCAUUCAGAGGAAACCUGAAGUCAGAGCACGUGAGUGGCUCUGUGGCCUGUCUGAGCUUUGUCGGACCAUCGUGAAAUGCUUCCAACGUUGGGGCGAUGAAGAAAUACGGGUCAAACAGCAACCAGGGCUCUGCUUCCAGGAUGCAUUCAUCUCGACUGUGGAUGGCAACCCGAAACAAAUGCAGAAAGAUGCCCGUCAUGGUUGUUACAUAGCCAUCCCUACUCCCAUCGCCUUUGUGCCCAGCAUGGCCACCAGACAGCGAUACGCCAGCAUCCUCUUGUCUUCUUUUGCAGGCUCAGAUGGAUUGCAAGUGCUGCUCAACCAAUGUGCUCUGGUUGUGGCCCGUGUCCGGCAGCCUGACAUCUUGCACAUUGUUGUUGGAUGUGGACAUGACGGAAAAACUUUGAUUUUUGUCGAUCACUUGCAAGCUGUCUUUGGCAGUGCCUUCAGUUGCGCUCCGUGCGGCAUGCUGCAAUCGGAGCGAGAAUUCCAAGUCCAAGGUGCCAAUUUCAUACAUGCAGCCUUCCUCACCUUUGAUGAAUGCAAAAGAGAUUCAGGAAUCAUGGAGGAUAUCGUCAAAGUGUUCGUCGGAGGUGGCUGGCUACCCCUCCGCAGAAACCACGAAGCAGAGACUAGAUACGGGCAUUGGGCAUGCACUGGCAAAGUCUGGGCAAUGAAUUCCGGUGACAUCCCUCGUGUUCCAACGGCGGAAGAGGUUUCCCAUCAAAGGCGGUUCCGCUGCACCUACAUGCGGUCCACCUUCACAGCCUUGGAGGAGGAAGUUGACAUCCCCAACAAAGUCUUCCAUGCCGACCCUGGGGCCAAGUCCUUUAUGUCUUCUGGCGAAGCAGUGUGGUGCUUCUUCCAAGAUUUCCUUUUUCCUCAUCUUCGGGCAAACGGGGCGCAAACAUGCAGUGACAACCUGGAGUACAUGAGGAAAGGCACGAGCAUGCACAAAGAUACCCACUGGUUGCUGAGGAAGAUGAACCGCACCACUGACUGCAUCCAUCCAGACACAGCCCAAGGCCUUGAAGCCCAGAAUGAAAGACCUGGUGAAGCUCCUGCAGCGACUUUGCCUGAGCGCAUUGUCCGGGAGACUCACGCCUCCAUCCACGCCCAAUUCUUCUCCGCAGCAGACAUCAACCGGAUUGUUGUGCCUUCCAAUCCGGGCUCUGCUCCUCCAAGACGGCCUGGGAAGAAACUACGGGUGGAAUAUUUGAAGGAUUCUUUGCAGCAGUUUCCUCACUUGAUCCGCUUGGUCGACGGUCUCCAACGUGCAGGAGCCCCCUUGGACCGCUUUGAGCGCCGGUGCCUCGAUGCUGACAGUUGGCACCAGUGCCUCCAAACAUGCCUAGAAAGCCAGAACAUCCCGGAAGUGGUUGGAACAUGGAAUGAUUGGCUCUGGCCCAGCGCUGCGGAAGCUUCAGCCUACAACACCGAUGAGACACCAGGAUUUCCCCGAGGAGACGCUUGGGAAAUUUCCUGCCGGAUGGAUGUUGCUGGCUUGAAAGAGUUUGCGGAGAUGGUCCCUGGUGAUAAAGGAGAACACGCACGCCUACUUGCAGAGCUUUGUGAAAGAGAAGGCACAAUCGAGGGUGACGUGACCAUCCUUUCCACAUUGGGGCACCAGAAGAAAGUCGCUGGCGCAUCCUUGGGGCGUGUUUUCUUCCCCUGGAUCAGCUUUCCAAAUUUGUCCCGUUCCGCCCGAGACUUUGGAAGCCCGCCUGGAACCAAGGAGUUUGAUAUGCCCAAUGCAGUGGUUCACUUCGCAUUGGUCUGGGCAAAGGAAUAUGGGCUCGACCUGCCUUGCUUCCAACGCUAUCAUGCAAACAAAGGGACAUGGCGGAAGAUCGUCAUGCAGUGGUUUGCCCUUGCCGAGCAGGAUGCAAAGAAGGCCCUGUUGCAGGCUUGCUUUGGUUUUGCUUUCCCAUCGCGUGCGAGUGGCAAACCUGUGAUUUGCCCAUUGCUUGAAGGCUUAGCAGCAGAUGCCAUGAGGCUGCGGGCCACCAUGUGCGAAAGGCACCCUAGCUUGCUGGCAGCCAUGCGGGCAGCUGGCCGACCGAGACCAGAGACUUCCACCAUGGCUUUCCUGCUCUUUGACAAGGAAAACCAGACCAUGCAAGCAUUCUGCAAAUUACUGCCAAAGUAUGGGUUUGCUUUGGUUGCACCUGUCUUUGAUGCAGUGCUGGCCGUGCCACAGAGCAGAACAGAGGAAGAUGGCACCGAGAGGGCGCCAAAUCAAGAUGCUUUGCUCAAUGAUUUUCGCGACAGCACAGGAAUCACGAUGCAGGUCAAAACAUUGAGCCGCACCAGGCCGCAGGCGACUGUGCCGAACAUAUUGCGCGAACUCUUGUCCAACAACAUGGCCAUCCGUAUGGACCCGGUCCAGCGCCUACCUGGGCGCUUCUCAUGCAUUGGCACUGCUCUCCUGAACCUGUUUCCAGACGAAGCCAAUGGUAUCAAAGAAGCAACCUCCAAUUUGAGCAGCCCGAUCUCCUACCACCACACCAUGGAGAUUUGCCCCAAUGUUCUCAUUGAACCAACUUCGUUCGAUCAAGCCACUCAAAGCGGUGACGGGACAUGUUUCCUGGUCCAUGCGUCAAACACUUGGGAUGCUGACGUUGGUCAUGCAUAUGGUGUGAAAAUGGUGGAGGCUACCGCCCAGAUCUACACCUCGACAGAGGAGGAGUACAUCCAAACCAAUACGCAAUUGCUCUGGCAGAAGCUAGCAAAGACACCAGGCACGUACAUCUUCAAAGUCUCCAUUAUCAGUCAGGAUGGGGAACCACAGGCCAAGCGUCGCAAAAAAGAUGCGGCGUCGACGACUUCAGUUGAACUUCUUUUGAAAGCCGGUGUGGUGGAGGCUGAGGAGACUUUGCGCCCGGUCAUGCCACAAGUUCGAGAGCGCAUGUCUAGGGAGGUUUCCCAGGAACUUGCCCGUCCCAAGCUUAGAAAGGAUUUUGUCACCAACAAGCAACAGUUCUAUGUCGCAUGUGCCAUCUUUGAGCAGAAGCAGGCCUUACGACCUCUGAUACCUGGCUGCCAUGCAGAAGAUAACCUACUUUCCCUGGCAGCAACCUGCAUUCGAUCUUGGGCAAAACUGGAUGCAGACUCGCUCCGCUACCUCUCCACCCAAAAUUUUGUGGACAUGGCGUUGAUUCUCACUGGCACUGGCCCACAAUAUGUUCUCAAGCAACAAACAGCACAAGCUCUGCGGAUCAACAAGAUGCUCUACAUUAGCAAUGAUUUCGCAGAUUUGGUGCUGGCCAAGGCAAUCAAACACCGAGGCAAAGUCCACACGAUGUUCAACGACAUCACAAGUGAUUGGGUCUCUCGAGGAAGCUCUUGCGCACUGCUUGGUUGCCGCAGAGGAGAUACCCGCCAGGCGGUGUUUCAAGAAGUCAUGGCCUUGAAGCCAGUGCGUGACUUGCAUGCAGGCUUGGUUGAAGCUGCCACUGAGCGCCAAGAAUGGCUUGUUUGCAGUCAUGAUGCAACAUAUCAAGUAUUGUUCAGCGCCAUUGGACAAGUGCCAAUGCAACAGAAACAAGGUGAAUUCCAUGCCCUUCACACGUUUCUUGGCCGGUCGGGCGCUGUGCCUGGCUUCAGCCUUCAGCGCACGGAGGGUCCUGCUCAGUUUCGGGCGGCCAUUGCUGAAGUCCUGCCUCAAGCUGCUCGGGACACGGUCAAGUACAUCUUCUCUGAUAGCCCUACCUCUGUAGAAGGCGCGGCCGAAGUCUUGCCAAACUUGGAAGCUGUCGCAGAAGAUGCUUUGCAUUUGGUGCUGCGCGUGGAAGCUUGUACUGGAGAGAAGCGCACUGCCUUGUCCUCAUGCUUGCUCAAGAUCCAAACCCGCUUCCGCCUGCCAUACGCAGCUCCGUUCUUUCGUGGCCAUGCUGUGGAAGACCCUCCUGAUGCCGGCAACUGGUCGGACAAUCUGAUGGACAAAGAAGCUACCGAAACAGAUUGGGAUAAAAAAGCAACCAAACCAUACUGCAACCACCAGGAGUAUAUCAAUGACAUCCAAGCCCUUUGCACUGCGUUUCCAGACAACAUGGGCCACAAGGACAAGAAAGGGCGCACAAUCCGCCAGAUCUUGAAGGCCGGGGCUUCCUACACUCAUUUUCGCUACUUGUGGAACGGAUCGCACAUCAUCUCUGCACUCCACGACGUGCUGCCACCUGCGGAGCUCCAACUCCUGAGUUUUGGCACGUGCAGCAAUGAAGCCUUGCACUUUCAAUUGAAAGCUUGCCAAGAGCAAAUCAUCCAGCAGCACAUCCAAACCUUCCCACCACAACUUGCAGCUUUCAGCUUGGCCAAGAUGUUGGCCCACCAUUCGGCCGCAUACUUCCACACCUUGGCACAAAGAAAGGAGUCUGAGAUUCUCAGCUUAAUGCAAGGCUGCUUGAAAAAGGGUUUUCUGCCAGCUCUUGAGGAAGGGCAGGUACAACCCAUUAUCAGCAGGCAAGACUUGCGCAAGCCAGUGCGCAGGGUGAAUCCUGGGAAGUUGGCCGCAAGAAAAGAAACGGCUGCAAAAAAGGCCGCACAAUGGAAGAAGGAGACCCGCAACCGACAGCUGAAGAACAAGGAGAAAGUUCAACAUAAAGGCGCCUUCAAGCGCACCGUCUUUACUCAACAGAAUCUUCUUUAA
Molecule: messenger RNA, 5352 nt
Organism: Cladocopium goreaui
Lineage: Eukaryota; Dinophyceae; Suessiales; Symbiodiniaceae
Source: the annotation of a GenBank genome assembly